Messenger RNA from Gigantopelta aegis, 5023 nucleotides. Its product is annotated as E3 ubiquitin-protein ligase MIB2-like. The record is from RefSeq and is a predicted model, not a curated record. NCBI's taxonomy places the organism in Eukaryota, Metazoa, Mollusca, Gastropoda, Neomphalida, Peltospiridae. Gene Ontology annotation, molecular function: protein binding; zinc ion binding; ubiquitin-protein transferase activity. Gene Ontology annotation, cellular component: cytoplasm. Gene Ontology annotation, biological process: protein ubiquitination. Bases 98 to 2878 code for a protein of 926 amino acids. The transcript has 18 exons.
GAAACUCCCAAAAUAGGAAUUUCUGCGGUGUUGAUUUUAUGUAAUUUCUGUCAGUUUGGUUUACUUUUGUUUAUCUAAAGUUUCAUGCAGCUGUCAAAUGGAGAUCGGCCUUAGGGUUGUGCGGGGGCCAGAUUGGAAGUGGGGGAACCAAGAUGGGGGUGAUGGACACGUUGGUACAGUUGUUGAGAUUGGAAAGCCACUAAGUCAGACGUCACCAGACAAAACCGUUGUGGUUCAAUGGGACUCAGGAGCUCGGACCAACUACCGUGUGGGCUACCAGUCUGCCUACGAUCUACGGAUCCUUGAUAAUGCACCAGUCGGUGUGAGGCACACAAACAUUAUCUGUGAUGCCUGCAAGAAGCAGGGUAUCCAGGGCAUGCGAUGGAAGUGUACCAAGUGUCGCGACUUCGACCUGUGUACACUGUGUUACAUGGCCGACAAACACGAUACUUCACAUUCAUUCCUCCGCAUUGACACUGCGUCUUCAAAAGGGAUGAAGGUUUCCAAGAGAUUGAAUUGCUCAAGGACUCAAUCAUGGGGCAUUUUUACUGGAGCCAAAUGUGUACGAGGCCCUGACUGGGAUUGGGGUAAUCAGGAUGGUGGAGAAGGGAAAAUAGGAAAAGUGACCGAUAUUCGUGGCUGGGAUUCUGAAUCAGGUCGCAGUGUUGCUCACGUGACCUGGUCGUCAGGGUCAACGAACGUCUACCGAGUCGGACACAAGGGCAAGGUCGAUCUGAAGUACAUACAGGCGGGAGCUGGGGUGGUUUACUACAAAGAUCACCUGCCAGUUCUGGGUGAGUUUGUGGAGGUGGCUGGACCGGGCAUUCCGUGUCAGUUCAAGGUCGGAGACAAGGUCAGGUGUGACCUUGAUGUUGAAAUUCUCAAACAGAUGCAGGAGGGACAUGGUGGCUGGAAUCCAAGAAUGGGCGAGUAUGUUGGUAAAGUGGGCACGGUACACAGGAUUACUGACCGCAGUGAUGUGAGGGUACAGUACGAAGGCUGUUCUAAUCGGUGGACCUUUCAUCCUGGCGCUUUAACUAAGGUGCACCAGUUUACGAAUGGCGACAUCGUGAAGAUUUCUGAAGAUAUUCAUUUGGUCAAAGACUUGCAGAAAGAUCAUGGUGAAUGGACAGAUUCCAUGAAAAGUACGCUGGGUAAGAUAGGGGUUGUGUUGAAGGUGUACACGGACGGAGAUUUGCGCGUGACUGUGAGCGGGCAGACAUGGACGUACAACCCUCGGUGCUGUACGUUGAUGCCACACGGCGCCCAGGAGAUGAACAACACCAUGGGAAGUCACCGACCAGAGCGGCCAGAAGAUAUCACUAGCCUGGCAGAUCUGCUGGAACAGCUGGUGAAGCUGCAAACACCCUCCGGAGUGGAGACCGGACCGGACCGCUUGGUUCGAGAAGCGGCACAAGGUCACGUGGACGUUGUCCGGGAUAUCAUCACUAAAUACCCAGAUAAGGUGGAUGAGAAGAGUUCAGGGAAAACUGCCAUGCAAGUGGCGAGUCAUCAAGGUCACCUGGAGAUCGUGACCUUGCUGUUGUCGGCCGGUGCCAAACUCGAACUCCAGGACGAAGAUGGGGACACGGCGCUUCAUUAUUCUGCGUUUGGAAAUCAGCCGGAAGUGAUGGAGAAAUUGUUACAGCACGGAGCACAGAUCAAUGCUUUAAAUCACGGUGGUUGUAGUACGCUACACGUUGCUGUUAACAAACAACACGUGAACUGUGUCCGAGCUUUAUUAAAACACGGCUGUAAUGUAAAUAUACAGGAUGCUUAUGGAGACACUGCUCUUCACGAUGCUAUUGGCAAGGAGAGUCACGAGAUAAUAGACAUGCUCGUCAACUAUCUCGGAAUCGACUUCACGCUGAAAAACAAACGAGGCUUUAAUGUGCUGCACCAUUCUGCCCUCAAGGGUAACAAUUUCGCGACAGAGAAAAUCUUACAUCGCUGUCGGCAGAUUGUGGACCUGAAGAAAGACGAUGGAUUCUCAAGCCUCCAUCUGGCCGCACUGAACGGACACAAAGAUGUCGCCCAGACUCUUCUACAAGUUGGGCAAGCUGAAGUAGACUUGAGAAAUAAUCGUCAGCAGACACCAUUGUUGUUAGCGGUGUCACAAGGUCACACCGCCCUCAUUGAGCUGAUGGUCAGUCAGGGGGCCAACGUGAACGUGGCCGACGAAGACGGUGAUACCUGUCUACACCUAGCUUUAAUGAGACAGUCCGUUGCCACGGAAAAAGAUACAUCUCCAAUGCUUGAUGCUAUUCGUACGCAGCUUGGAAUGACAGAAGACGAACACCAGACCGGAGCAGCCAUUGCGUGCUAUCUCGCACAGCAGGGGGCGAAUCUGUUCCACAAAAACCUGUCGGGCAAAACUCCUAUCGACAUCAUUAGUGACCCCAAAGUGGAAGAGGUCGUCCGACAGUUUGCCACGACGUACGAGGCCAGCAAUAAGACUGAUGUGAACGUGAACCUGGUUGAGGACGGGGAGACGCAGGAGUGUGAGGUGUGCUGUCUGGAGAGAGCCACCGUCGUCUUCAAGCCCUGUGGUCACGUGAUCGUCUGCUACGGAUGCUGCCUGAAAAACUGGCAGAUGGUGAAGUGCUUGAAAUGUAAACAGGCCAUCGUGUCCAAGUGUCGGUCAGAUGGUUCCUUCAUUACUCACCCCAGUGAGAUAAACAACGAAAACGAAGCCGCCCUUCUCAAGAAGAAAGUCCAGGAACUGGAAGAAUCAUUGCUGUGUGCCGUGUGCAUGGAGAGAAAGAAGGAUACCGCCUUCCUGUGCGGUCACGCAGUUUGUAUGAUUUGUGCCGACUCGCUCAAAGUGUGUCCGUUUGACAGGAAACCAAUCAUGAAGAAAAUUCAACUUUACCAGUGAAAAUGCUAAAUCCUGAAGAAAAUUCAAAUGCCACAAGAUAAUCCUUGCUUUUUUAUUUUCCGCUGGAAACAUUUUCAAUAUCGUCAGCAGCUUAUGAACCCGUUUUGACGAAAAUUCCUGUGUGGUCACACAGUGUGUAUGAUAUGUGUAGACUCACUCAAAGUGUCACUUGGACAGAAAACCAAUCGUAAAGAAAAUUCAACUUAAAGCGGCGUUCUCAUGAUGCGAUUAGUCACACCAACUUGUCGCAUGCGAUUUGUCAUAGCGACUCAAAUCGUGUGUGUGGAAAGACGUUACGUCAUAAGAUUUGAUUACGUCAAACAAAGCUUGUCAGUUUUAAAAUAUUUUGCAGGAAAUGUAAGUGCCUACAAAUUUCCACUGAAAUAAAGAAAACAUGAAUGUAGACAAUUUACUGAGGGCAUUAUGUAACAAAACAAUUACUGACCACAUCUUGACAGCAAUAGCUUUUAUUAACUCGUGAAGUCCGGAUAUUUUGACAUGUUUAUAAGCAAGUGAAAAAACACGGAAGUAAAAAACCUAAACGGUUGUACUUUAAUGUGAUUUGAUUGGCUGAGAGCUUAUGAUUUGUCAUGAGAAAUAGAACACGUUCUAAUCAGUUGUUCCGAUUUAGGUGUUCUCACGUACGAUUCCAUCGCAUGCGCCAUACCCAUUUUACCCUCUGGCAGAAAUCCUGGUACUAAUGAUGCAUGAAACCACAAUAGGCUCACACCAAUAAACGUCCUAAUAUUGACUUUAUUCACUACAUCCAUCGGAGCUAACAAAUUGUGAAUUUGGUCGCAAGGGUUAUGACCAGAAAGAAAAAGCUAAGCGAGAAACAUGACUGCUUUCCUAACGACUAAGAUAUUGCUGUUUUCCUAACAACUAAUUUGAUAUAAUUAUGAGGUUUUUAAAACAAUAUUUAUUGACAUUUGCAUUAAUGUUGGGGAUUGACAAACAGGUGAUGCCUAUAUUAAGGUUUCUCACAACAUUUGACAAUUACAAAUUUUACAUGGCAGACAAAAUAAUAAAAUUUAUUUAAACCAAGUAGACCGAUAGACUAGAAGUGAAUAGACCGAUAGACUAGAAGUGAAUAAUUAUGACAGUUGAAUACUCUGUAUAUUUCUGUGCUGCUUUUUCUAUAGAGUGAUUUUUGUUUUUUAAUGUCCAAACAAUUCUUGGACCGAGAAAACCCCUACAUAGUAUACUGAUACAGUUUCUCUGAAGAGAAACCAGUAUAGAUACAGGACAUGUGUUACCUUUGCAAAAAAUUAUUUAUUAUAAGUAUUGCUUUUCCAACUGGUUCCGUGUUCCCCAUACUUGGAUGAUACCAAGAUCGCUCAGUUGACAGCAAGUAUGGAGCAUGCCCCUGUCAAAUAGUCCCAUUCUGAAAGAGAAGUACUGCAACUACCAGGAUGCAAACAUAACGACGGCACUGACAGCAAUUGCCGUUGUUGUGAUAUAAAUUGCCGUAGGUUGGGAGCAAAGCUGCUCAUCAAAGACAAAAUAUAUACACCUGGUGAACAUUAUCUGCCAGUAUAUAAUAUUUGUACAUUUGAAAUAUGUCUCUAUACAGCAAAAUAACCUUUCAGUUCUGUUUAUUUGCUGAUGAAGUUGGUUUUAAAAAUACUGCCGUAUGCAGGCUCAAAAAAUUGCCAUCGGUGUUCCGUUUCACCCACAGCAAUUCUUUUAAAAAAUGCCUUGGGAGAUAAAUUCUUAAGUUCGAGCCCUAGGCUUCACCGUUCAUCUCAUGUUUGUGAUGUCCCAAAACAAAAGUGUUUGUGAUGUCCUAAAACAAAAAUGUUUGUGAUGUCCUAAAACAAAAGAGUGUCUUUGUGUUACAAGUUUGUGGAGGUUAAAAACAAAAAAAAGAUGGCCGUGUCUACUGAAUGCUACUACCGUAAGUGGCUAUAUUUACUCGAUGCAAUGAGAUAUAUAAUUGUAGGCAUGAAACGUGAGUGGAUAUGUAUGCUGCAGUAGUCGCCGAAAAUAGUUUUCUACUAUUGAACUGGCAUCGGUGGUGCGUGGUUAAGCCAUCAGACAAAAGGCUGGUAGGUACAGAGUUCGCAGCCCGGUACCGACUCCCACCCAGAGCGAGUUUUAACGACUCAAUGGGUAGGUGUAAGACCACUGCACCCUCCUCUCUCU